Messenger RNA from Sorex fumeus (smoky shrew), 2083 nucleotides. It is a transcript of the gene ATP6AP2, whose product is annotated as ATPase H+ transporting accessory protein 2. Gene Ontology annotation, molecular function: signaling receptor activity. NCBI's taxonomy places the organism in Eukaryota, Metazoa, Chordata, Mammalia, Eulipotyphla, Soricidae. The coding region runs from base 143 to 1195 and encodes 350 amino acids. Gene Ontology annotation, biological process: positive regulation of Wnt signaling pathway. Gene Ontology annotation, cellular component: membrane; external side of plasma membrane. The transcript has 9 exons. The record is from RefSeq and is a predicted model, not a curated record.
UCCCGGAGGAGGCAACGACGGGGCGGGCUCCGGGAGUCUGGAAGAGCCGGAGAGCGUCACCCCCUCGCGCUGCGGUGGUCGCUCGCGUCCCGCCGGCCUGUUCCGGGUUGCCCCGCGCCGCCGCCGCCGCCGCCGUGGAACCAUGGCUGGGCUCGUUGUGCUCCUGUCCUUGUUGGUGGCGGGUGUUUGGGGGAACGAAUUUAGUAUAUUACGAUCACCAGGAUCUGUUGUUUUCCGAGAUGGAAAUUGGCCUAUCCCAGGAGACCGGAUUCCAGAUGUGGCUGCAUUAUCCAUGGGCUUCUCUGUGAAAGAAGACCUGUCUUGGCCGGGACUGGCAGUGGGGAACCUCUUCCAUCGUCCCCGGGCCACUGUGAUGGUGAUGGUGAAGGGAGUAGACAGACUCGCUCUACUCCCCAGCAGUGUCAUUUCCUACCCUUUGGAGAAUGCAGUUCCUUUCAGUCUUGACAGCGUUGCAAAUGCCAUUCACUCCUUAUUUUCUGAAGAUACGCCAGUGGUCUUGCAGUUGGCGCCCAGCGAGGAAAGAGUGUAUAUGGUGGGGAAGGCGAACUCAGUUUUUGAAGACCUCUCCGUGACGUUGCGACAGCUCCAUAGUCGCCUGUUUCAAGAAAACUCUGUUCUCAAUUCCCUCCCCGUCAACUCUCUGAGUAGGAACAAUGAAGUGGAUCUGCUUUUUCUCUCGGAACUGCAAGUGCUGCAUGAUAUUUCCAGCUUGUUGUCUCGGCACAAGCAUCUAGCCAAAGAUCAUUCUCCUGAUUUAUAUUCGCUGGAGCUGGCGGGCUUGGAUGAAAUUAGGAAGCAUUAUGGAGAAGAUUCUCCACAAUUCCAAGAUGCCUCAAAGAUCCUUGCGGAUGCUCUGCAAAAAUUUGCAGAUGACAUGUACAACCUGUAUGGUGGCAACGCAGUGGUUGAAUUGGUGACUGUCAGAGCCUUUGACACGUCCUCUGUGAGGAAGACUAGGACUAUUCUUCAGCUGAGGGAUGAGAAUGAUGAAGCUCCUUACAACCUUGCAUAUAAGUAUAACCUUGAGUACUCAGUGAUUUUCAACAUGGUCCUUUGGAUAUCAAUCGGCCUGGCCUUGGCUGUGAUUAUCACCUCUUACAAUAUUUGGAACAUGGAUCCUGGAUAUGAGAGCAUCAUUUAUAGGAUGACAAACCAGAAGAUUCGGAUGGAUUGAACUGUCCUCAUACCAAACUUAGAAAAGGGGUUUGGAAUUUCCUAUUUUGUUAAAGAUUAAUCUCUCGUGUAGUUUAAAGUAGUAACAUACUUUAAAUUUAUAUAUAAAAAAGGAAGCAAAUUUUGUUCUCUAUUUUGUGUGUGCCUGUGCUGUUUUUUUAGAGUGGAUUAUAGUAUUGAUGUGAACUGGUUUAUGUGAUAAUAGAUUCCAUAAUAUGCUUGAAUCUUACAAUAACCAUUUGAUAUCAUUUCAUUCCAUUUAAUAUUUGAAUGCACUGAAAUAAAUAUAAGACAUUUAGAAUAGCUUGUGUUAUUUAUGUUGGGGAAAUGCACUGAAUUUGUUAGAGAAACUUGUGAAUGCUCACUUCCUUACACAAGCUGGGUGAAAAUAUUUCAGCAGUUGUCUUCUCAAAACCAUUUAUAUUUGUCACAAUUUGAUGUAAAUAUCUCUGAAAAAGGAAAACGGGUUUUUAACUUGGAGUAGCCCUAAACUAGGAAAACUUAUUGUCGCUUAUAUUGUCGCUUAGAUAGUUAUUUGGAUUUCUUAUUAGCAGAGAAGAGAGCUGCUUGUUUUUCUUGAUUUCUUCUGGAAGUUUGAUGAUCCGCAUGGUGUAGAGAUGAAUAUACCACAUCUAAAAAGGAACUGGCUUUGUGGAACUAUACACAGAUGCUUGUAAUUAUACACGAAAAAACAAGCAUGGGGGACAUAUCGGGGCAUGACUAUAAAAUCAUUUUCUUUCAGCAGCUUUUCCUCUGUGUCAGUUUUGCUGGUUUGUGGUACAACCUUGCUCUUCAGGAUAUUAAGUGGAAGUCAAUGCUCCCUACUUUUCAUGUGGAAUUGGACCAAUGUCUAUCAGGAGUGACAAAAUAAAGUUAAUAGUGAUUCCAA